This is a messenger RNA of Cooperia oncophora, 393 nucleotides long. The record is from the annotation of a GenBank genome assembly. NCBI's taxonomy places the organism in Eukaryota, Metazoa, Nematoda, Chromadorea, Rhabditida, Trichostrongylidae.
AUCGUGAAUCGCUCUUCCUACAAUCUCGCCUCGCCCGAUGACGACUCGUUUUUUUCCAAAGUAGUCCGGCAGACUGCCAAGACUAUUCGCAAGUUCAAGAGUAAGGACGGCGGAACAGAAAGCUGGCGUUCAGCGAUUCAGCGGGUCAAACUGAUGGGUAAGGAGGCACACGAGAUGGCAAAACGACGAAAGGCGAUGAAAAAACGGCUCCGAGAAAUGAUUGACAACACUCCGGAUGAGUUCCAGGAUCCGAGGAAACCAUUAGUCAUGGACCAGCUGGAAAUGGAAGAUCAAGAAAAGGCGAGGAAAAAGAGGAUAGGUAUGGAGAAAAAAGAAGAGAUCCGAAUACCGAUGAAAAUACUUCGCGAAUCGAUCAAGGUAUUUUUCUAUUAA